AUGAGCUUAUGGGAGGGUUAUCCUCACCACGCCUACACUAAAUUAGAGGCUGCUUGUAGAAGAUAUCCGAACGAUCCAGUAAUUAAACUUCACGUAGCUUCUUUACGUGUUGUAGAAGGUCCGAUCAUUCUCCGUUUAAUAAAGUUUUCAGGAUGUUUGCAAGACGCAUUGAAACUUUUCGACGAACUUAGGGAAAAAGAUGAAUUUAUGCUGGCUUCUCUGAUUGCGAUUGCACAUAUAAAUAAGAAACUGCCCGAGAUAGAUCAGGAUGUGAUUAAAUGCUGUGAAAAUAAAAUUCGAGAGCUACGCAGGCACGUGUCUGAAAGAUCUCUUUAUUUUGCUGCGUUGGUACUGUUUUUCUUCCAAAGAUAUGAGAAAGCCAGAGAAUAUGUCGAAAGGGCCCUCAAAGGCAAUCUGCUCUUCAAGGAGGCCUUAUGUCUCAAUGGAUGGAUUGAUUUAAUGGGCAGUGAUGAAGGUCUACACAAAAAGGCCGUCAAAUACUUCGAGGAGUGCACCUAUGACGAAGAAGCUAUGUCAGUUGAAUGCCUAAUGGGUAAAAUAAAAUAUUUCCAGGUGUGCAAGUCAUUUUCAUCAGCGAUGGAUGUGAUUAACAUUGUGAUAGUAAACUUUCCAAACUACGUUCCAGCGCUUAUUGAAAAGAUGAGGCUCCAACUUGUAUUUCAGGACUGGGAGCAGGCUUCAGACACAGCUAUGAGGUGUUUAACAGUUGACCCAACAUGCAUUGAAGCACUGAAACUUCAGCUUUUAUCUUCACUUUGUUACGAAGGAAACUACGUUGAGGCUUCGAAAAAGCUUGAUGAACUUAGUAAGACACUUGAAAAGUCGGAACCGAGGUCCUCAAAUCAGUACUCUCUAAUUGCGAAGCUUGUUUCAAUCACUUGCGGUCGUGAUCCCACACUACUACAAAAGGUUCAAGAACUAUGUGAACGCGCCGUUGAAAUGACUCCCCGAAAUCACCAUUAUUUGAUCAACUUGGGCCACAUCAUUUUACUACAGGGAAAACCAAAGGAAGCUGUUUGCCACUUCCGUAACGCAUUGACUCUUUGUGAAACAAGCAUUGAAGGCUUAGAAGCCAUUGUCAAAUGUCAACUGGUUCAGAACAAUUUACAAGAAGCUUCAACACAAUUAGAAUUCUUGAAUGAAUUACAACCGACAAUUGGAAAGUCAGCGGAAGUAAAUUAUAUGACUGCUGUACUCAGAAGUAAGCAGGGAUUACCAAUAUCGGAAAUAUUACCGCCUUUAAAUGAAGCGAUGGAAUUACAUCUGCGUAAAAUUCAAGGUGUUAGUUUGAGCCCUGAAUAUUACGAACGUUUAAAUCCAGACUUUCUGGUCCAACUUGUCAGCGAAUACUUACUUCAUGCUCCACCCCAACCUCCAAAUAUUGGUAGCACCUUCGGAGUAUCAAAUGAUGCAGUGUGUACAAAUCAUCAGGAUGAUUCAGUUCUCAUGCGAUGUCUGCGUAUACUAGAACCGUUAACUUCUGCAGCACCAGGUUUUCAGAAAGGCAUAUAUCUCAAAGCUUAUGUCCAUUACAUGCUGGGAAAUACUUCGGUUGCUUUGGCUAAUAUAAAAUCAUGCUUGGAAGUUAAUCCGUCAUUUUUAGAAGGUUAUAUACUUAUGGCACAAAUAUAUCUUUAUAUGUCAAAUUUGAAAGCUGCAGAACAAACUUUAGAAACUGGUGUUGGCAAUAAUUUUGAAGUACGCAAUCAUCCAUUAUAUCAACUUGUUCGAGCUCGUAUAAUGAGUAGACAAGGCUCAGCUAAAAUAGCAGUACAGAUAUUAAAGCAAGCAAUUGCAAAUUUAUCGAAUCCACAACAUCGUUCCCAGUCUAUGAAAUCUAAUAAUCUAGGUUAUUUUCAGAAUGAUUUAACACAAAAUGACAAACUUUCAUUAUACAUUGAACUUGCUGAUGCACAUCGUAAUGCAGGUGAACAACAUGAAGCUACAAAAGUUCUGCAGGAUGCUUAUUUAGCAUUUGCUGGUACAGUAGAAGUUGCUCGAGUUACUAUAGCUAUGGCUAAUCUGGCUUUGGCACAAAAUGACCAUGAAACUGCUUUAAAUACACUAAGACAAAUUCAACCAGAUCAUCCGUAUUAUAUAACUGCACGACAAAAUAUGGCGGAUAUUUAUUUAUACCAUAGAAAGGAAAAGAAAUUGUUUGCUGCAUGCUACAGAGAUUUAGCUGAAAAAUUAGGUACAAAUGAAGCUUAUCUAUUGCUGGGUGAAGCGUAUAUGACUAUUCAAGAACCAGAACACGCUAUUGAAAUCUAUGAAUCGAUUCUACGUAAAAAUCCAAAUGAUUUACGUUUAGCCAGUAAAAUUGGUCAUGCAUUUGUUAAAAUUCAUCAUUAUGCUAAAGCUGUAUCCUAUUAUGAGACAGCUGUAAAAACUGGUCAAAAUGGUCUCCGUUUAGAAUUAGCCGAUUUAUUGAUUAAUAUUAAACAAUUUGAAAAAGCUAAACGUCUGCUUAAUUCAAUGUUAACAGAUGAAAUAAUAGAUUCAGUCUCUGAGGUAAAUGAUUUGGAAGAAAUUCGUCGGGGAUUAAAACUUUUGAUAAAACUACAAAUUGCUGAAGACGAUAAACUCAGUGAACGUAUCGACACUUUAAAUCGUUUGAAAUCAGUUCAAGCAAGAUUACUUAUGCGUGUACAAACUAGUGAAGUUGGCGAUAUAGUAAAUGAACAGAAAAUCAAUAUGUCAGAUGUCCUUCUUCAGUUGGCAGCUACAUAUAUUGAAGAUAUUCGAUUACAAUGUGGUGAUCAUUACAAUGCUAAUCGUUUCAAAGAUGAUCAUGGAAAACCUGCUGGUGACUCAAGUAAUACAUCAUCAAAGACAUCCUUAACACAACACUUAGCUAUGAUCAUCAGCUUAUGUCAAGAUGCAAUAAAACAAGUAUCUACUGUUACUGGUUUAAAAACAGCUCAUUCUGGGCAUCAAAUCAAUUUAAACAAUUCACAAUUCAAUGAAGUAGAAUAUAGUCAAAUUAAAAAAUCAGCUAUACAUAUUGAAGCUAGAGCUCUUGUUCAAUUGAUUCACUUGUACUUGUAUACAAUGGAUUAUGUGAACUGUGAACAAGAAAUAUUGAAGUUGGCUCAACUACAGGAAGAAAUAGAAAUGAGCUAUUUAAAUACAAUAGCAAAACAGGAAUCUUCUACGGAUGUAAAUUCAUCUAAAAAUUUAUGCAUUCCACUGAAACAACAACAACAACAGCAACAAAAGGAUAAAAAGGUGCACAAUGCAUCUUUAUUAUCUAACUGGUUGCCAAACAUUCCACUGGCUGCUAUUCUUAUGUCUAAGCUUAUGGUGGCAAUGGGUGAUUUUGAAGCUGCAAGUAAACAUUUAGAGAAUGUGUUAAAUAAAAAUCCGUUGAAUUAUGAUGCUCUGUCAAGUUUUAUUGAAAUUCUUCGAAGAUCUGGCUCACUAUCGCGUAUUCCAGAAUUUCUAGAUAAAGCCAAGUUACUUGAUCCGCAAGGUGAAAAUUCAUCUGGUUUGAAUUAUUGUCGUGGAUUGUAUCACUCAUUCACAGGCGAAGCAACAGUAGCUCUUGAUCAUUUCAAUCGUUGUCGAAAAGAUCCAGAAUAUAUGGAAGAGACAAUCUAUCGAAUGGUUGAAAUAUGUAUUAAUCCAAAUAAUCAUUUAUUUGGUACUGAAACAGGUUCACAACUCAAUGGUAAUACUAAUAUAAAUUCAAAUAAUUCUAACACAUUAAAUUCUGGUGACGAAUCAUCAAGGAAUUCUACUAUUGGCUAUGAAACAGCAGAGCAUCUGUUAAAGGAAGUGAAAGUGGUAAGAAAUAAAAAACGAUUUCGUUUCAUCUCAACUUUAUUAUUAUUGGCAACAAAAUCAAAGUCGAAAUUAGAAUCUGCUUUGGAAACAUUUGCUCAAAUGUCACAAGAAGAUCCGGACAGUGUGGCACCAAUUUAUGGUGCAGCUGCUUGUCAUAUGGUUUUAAAACAAAGUCAAAAGGCGAAAAACCAACUGAAAAGACUGGCCAAAGUACCUUGGAAUUUUCAGGAUGCAGAAGAAUUAGAGAAAUCAUGGUUACUUUUAGCUGAUAUUUAUAUACAGAAUGGUCGAAUGGAACUUAGUCAAGAUUUGUUGAAAAAAUGUUUACAGUAUAACAAGUCAAGUGCUAAAGCAUCUGAAUAUUUGGGUUUAAUAAUGGAAAAAGAACAAAAUUACUACGAUGCUGCGAAGUAUUAUGAACAAGUUUGGAAUAAUUCAAAUCAUCAGAAUCCUGUUAUCGGUUACAAGUUGGCGUACAAUUAUUUAAAAAUUAGACGAUUUUUUGAAGCAGUUGAAGUUUCCCUACAGGUUUUAUCAAUGUAUCCAAAUUACCCAAAAAUACAGAAAGAUAUAUUGGAUAAGGCUAGAUUACAAUUACGUGCAUGA
Trichobilharzia szidati is the source of this 4413-nucleotide messenger RNA. The record is from the annotation of a GenBank genome assembly. Lineage: Eukaryota; Metazoa; Platyhelminthes; Trematoda; Strigeidida; Schistosomatidae.